UUCACAACAAUCAACACAACAGUCAAGAGAAGAGAAGGACGCUGAAAACGGCAGGAAAAUCUUGUGUUUUUAAAGAACAGACGAAAAAUCAGAAUUGUCCAGUGAACUAGAAGAGAGUGUAAUUUUAACCUAGCUCAUUGUCAGACAAGGAUGGCGGAGAAGCCGUUCGCCGUGGACCGUGCCAAGACUGGCCGGGCCGGCUGCAAGAAGUGCAAGCAGAAAAUCGAGACGGGCUCGCUGCGCAUCGCUCGCAUCCAGCCAAGUCCGUUCGGCGGCGAGGGCAGCACGAUGAAGGCCUGGCAUCACGUACCGUGCCUGUUCGCCGCCUUGGCCAAGGCGCGCGCCACCACCAAAAAAAUCGACGACCCCGAGGAGGAUGUCGAGGGCUGGAAUGAAAUCAGCGACGAGGACAGAGCGGAAAUCCAGUCCCAGCUGGACGACCUGCCACAGCCUUCAACCCCAAAGCAGAAACCUUCUGGAAAGGCACCAAAAAGCCCGUUGCCAGUGAAGAGCCCGACGUCGAAGAAAAGUCCGCUUAAAUUGGGCGUCGCGAGUGGCAGUCAGGAGCAGCAAACGAGCUCCUCAGCUGCCGGAAAAGACAACUCUUUUAGAGAGUUUCGUCGUGUCUGUGCACUCAUCGCUGAAACACCCGCCUACACAGAAAAGACUACCAUAGUGCGCAACUUUCUCACCAAGGGAAGCUCUGGAGAUGGCUUUUCUGGAGAUCUCCUUUUGUGGAUUCGCAUGCUGCUGCCCAUGGUGGAGAAAAGAGUUUACAAUGUGCAAAGCAAACAACUUGUCAAGCUCUUCAGCAAGAUUUUUGAAGUCGACUAUGAGGAAAUGCUUGAGGAUUUGGAGCAAGGAGAUGUAGCUGCUACUGUAAAAAGCUUCUAUGAGAAGAGCAAGACCUGCCUGCCAAUAUCAAAGAGCACCCUAUCAUUGCAAGAGGCGGACAAAUUUCUUGAAGAACUUUCCGAAGUUCGGUCCGAGGAAGAGCAAACUCAAAUUUUCAAGAAAAUAGUGAAAAGAUGUACAAGCAAUGACUUGCAGAUGGUCAUCCGCCUCAUAAAGCAUGAUCUACGAAUCAAUGCUGGACCAAAGCACAUUCUGAAUGGGGUCCAUAAAGAUGCGUAUGAAGCGUUCCAGAAUUCAAGAGACUUGAAAGCUGUUGUAGGUCAGUCGGCAGAAGCCAGUACUCCUUUGGAUAUAAGUUUCAAUGUGAUGACGCCUUGCCUUCCCAUGCUGGCUGAAGUGUGCAAAAGCGUGGAUCAAGCAAUGGCGCGAUGCCCAAAUGGAAUGCUGGCAGAAAUAAAAUAUGACGGAGAACGAGUGCAAGUGCACAAAACUGGAGAUGCUUUCAAAUACUUUUCUCGAAGCUUGAAACCUGUUAUGGACCACAAGGUCAAACAUUUUGCAAAAUACAUUCCUAAGGCUUUUCCACAUGGCCGCAGUUUGGUUCUUGACAGUGAAGUUCUUCUCAUGGACACUGUAACUGGUAAACCACUGCCUUUUGGAACCCUAGGAGUUCAUAAAAAAGCUGAAUUUGAGCAAGCUUCAGUGUGCCUGUUUGUGUUUGACUGUCUAUUUUAUAAUGGGCAAUCCCUCUUGGACAAGUCUAUCAGUGAGAGGAGAGAAAUUCUAAAAGAAAACAUGACAGAAGUACCUCACAGAGUUGUUUUCUCAGAAGCCCAGGAGAUAAGUCACCCUUCGGAGUUGGAAAAAAUGAUAGCAAAAGUGUUGAGCGAAGGGCUGGAAGGACUAGUUCUUAAGGAUUUGCAGAGCAAAUAUGAGCCUGGCAAGCGGCACUGGCUGAAAGUGAAAAAGGACUAUCUUGCGGGUGGUAAAAUGGCAGACACUGCUGAUUUGGUGCCUUUGGGAGCUUGGUUUGGAACUGGAAGCAAGGGUGGCAUGAAGAGCAUAUUUCUCAUGUGCUGCUUUGAUCCUGUGAAGAAAAUAUGGCUCACCGUCACCAAAGUGCACGGCGGUUUCGAUGACAAGCAGCUUGAAAAGUUGCAGACCAGCUUAAAAAUGAAGAAAAUAAGCAAAGACCAUGAAUUGAUUCCGGCCUGGUUGCACUGCCAUCGCCAUCAUGCUCCUGAUUUCAUUGCCAUCGAUCCAGAGGAAAUGCCUGUUUGGGAAAUCACUGGGGCCGAAUUCACUGCUCACGACGCACACACGGCUGGCAUCUCCGUCCGCUUUCCUCGAGUUACCAAAGUCAGAGAUGACAAGACUUACAAAGAAGCCACCAACCUAAAUGAACUUAGAACCUUGUUUAAGAAUUCUCGAAAUGGUACAGACGUCAGCUCUAUAUUUGGGGGUGAUGACGAAGAUAGUGCGUCCACCUCUUCAUCUUUGUCUAGAAAGGACUCGCCAGCACCAAAAAAGAGGAAGAUCGAGCAGUUCCUCAAAACCUCACCUAAGAAGGCUGCAGAGGAUAUUAAAAAAGAUAAAUUGAAGAACACAAACUCGUCAUGUUCUUCCGGCUCCUCAGAAAAGCUCUUUGUUAUCCCUGCCAAGCUUGAUAGCAGACCCGACUUUAAAGAUCCCUUGCCUGAUGUCUUUGUUGGCGUAAGCCUGGUUCUGCCUCCGUGGGUGUUGAAAAACCGAGAGGAGCUUGCAAGAUAUUUCACAGCUUAUGGAGGUGAAAUUCUCAGUCCACUGAAAGCUGGCAAAGCCACGCACUGCCUUUGGGACUAUGCACAUCCACCGACCUCUAAAAGUGCUGCCAUACCUAUAACCACGUCGUGGAUCAUCAACAGCAUCCGAACAAAGAAACUUCAACCCAUCGAACAUUACAAGCCAAAAUGAAUUUCCCCCCAAUUUUUGUAAUUGUCAGUUUAAUCUGUUUAUGUGUUUUGUAAUUUUUAAGAAUUAAUUUAAUAAACCAAGUAUAAAAAU
Molecule: messenger RNA, 2898 nt
Organism: Cloeon dipterum
Lineage: Eukaryota; Metazoa; Arthropoda; Insecta; Ephemeroptera; Baetidae
Gene: DNAlig3
Product: DNA ligase 3
Exons: 23
Coding region: 151-2808 (885 amino acids)
Biological process (GO): DNA biosynthetic process; lagging strand elongation; double-strand break repair
Cellular component (GO): nucleus; DNA ligase III-XRCC1 complex
Molecular function (GO): ATP binding; DNA binding; zinc ion binding
Source: RefSeq, a predicted model, not a curated record